UCUUUGAAGCCCUCAAUUUUAGCUUGACGGCUAUGGCCACUCGGUGCCUGCCUCUGCUUCGCCGAGCCCCUCUUCUCUCUCCUCAUCCGCCGCCCUUCUUCCACUUCUCCUCACUCUCCACUUCCAUCAAUCAGCCCAAAUUCAAGCACUCAAUCACUCGCUGCUGCGCCUCAAUCGAAGAAUCCGCGCUGUCUACUCUCACGCAAUCAGAAAUUCCAACAAUGCGCAGAAAUUCGAACUGGAAGCCAAUGUGCUUGUACUACACCCAAGGCAAAUGCACCAUGAUGGAUGAUUCUCUACAUGUUGACAAGUUCUGCCAUAGCUGCUCGAUUGAGCUGCGGGAUGGAAUUCCGGAGCUGAAGAAUCUCCGGGAACAAAAGUUCGAUUACUUUCUGGUGCUCGAUUUAGAGGGCAAAGUUGAGAUUCUGGAGUUUCCUGUGAUGUUGUUUGAUGCGAAAACUUUGGAUGUGGUGGAUGUGUUUCACAGGUUCGUAAGGCCUACAAAGAUGAGUGAGAAAAGAGUAAAUGAGUACAUUGAAGGAAAGUAUGGCGCUUUUGGGGUUGACCGUGUCUGGCAUGACACAGCCAUAACGUUUCCCGAGGUCGUUGAACAAUUUGAAAGUUGGCUGAGAGAGGAGCGAGAUGGGGGUAAUAGGUUAUGGAACGAGGAGGGAGAUGGACGUCUCAAUAGUGCAGCAUUUGUAACUUGUGGGAAUUGGGAUUUGAAAACCAAAGUACCCCAGCAAUGUGAAGUAUCCGGGAUGGAGCUUCCACCAUAUUUUAUGGAAUGGAUCAAUCUGAAGGACAUCUACCUGAACUUUUACAACCGAAGGGCACCGGGAAUGCUUUCAAUGAUGAGAGAACUCCGUUUAAAACCAUUAGGAAGCCACCAUCUUGGCAUCGACGAUUCAAAAAAUAUUGCAAGAGUGUUGCGACAUAUGCUCACGGAUGGCGCCUUCAUGCAAAUUACCGCGAAAAGAACUCACAGCUCGCCUAGUGCUGUCAGAUUUCUCUUUCAGAAUCGCAUCUAGUUUCUCGAUAACUAAUGAGGUCGACUUUCCCCUCAGACUGAAAUCCAUUUUUGUAUAGUCUUGACAUAUUCGAGACUAUAACAAGCAUGUAAAUAAAUUACGCUAACUUAUUGAUUUUGUUGCACGUGACAGUUGGACCCACUACUUUUGUCAAAAAGUGAAAGUUGUAAAAAGUGGUUGGUUUAACCGUCACGUGUAGCAAAAUCGCCGAGUUUGUGUAAUACAUGCACAUGCUAUAUAGAAUUUCCCAUGAAUUUGGU
Salvia splendens (bonfire salvia) is the source of this 1291-nucleotide messenger RNA. RefSeq lists its product as uncharacterized. Gene Ontology annotation, molecular function: nucleic acid binding; 3'-5'-RNA exonuclease activity. Lineage: Eukaryota; Viridiplantae; Streptophyta; Magnoliopsida; Lamiales; Lamiaceae. The transcript has 6 exons. The record is from RefSeq and is a predicted model, not a curated record. The coding region runs from base 33 to 1031 and encodes 332 amino acids.